UUUGUUUGUGUGUUAGCGGAAGGGAGGAGGGCCCCACCACAGACAGCGUGGCUGCAUUGCCGCAGCAAGACAACUCGUCCAGUCGACCAGCAGCUCCAGCUGCUCGUCACAUCCUCAGGUUGAGCCCCCCCUCUCUCGGACCACAUAUACCCGCCUGUACACCUGGAAACAUCUCACAACCCCACGACGCUAGAGGGAUUUAUUUUUUUAUUUUUUUUUGUAUUAUUAUUAUCGGCGUGGAAGCUGCAUGUCACGGACAGCUGGUGGAGAUAAACAAGCUUUCUUUCUGUCGCCCAGCCGGCGCCGGGAGCCGAGGACCGGCCGAGAGGGAGCCGAGGACCGGCCGAGAGGGAGCCGAGGACCGGCCGAGAGGGAGCCGACGACCGGCCGAGAGGGAGCCGAGGACCGGCCGAGAGGGAGCCGGAGGGGGCCGGCUGGCUGCGGGGAUAGCUAACUAGCCUGGGAGAGCAUCCUCCAACACUUCACGGUGUUGAUGGAGGAUGACAGCGCUAGCCGUUAGCUAGGGAGUAAGAGAGCUAACGAUGUUAAAGAGAUGUUGUUUCAGAUCAGCUGUGGUUAGAGAGAUUGUCAGCUGAUCAUCUAACGUUGUGCUCUGCAGCUUAACUGUGUGACUGAGCUGGGAGACAGAGAGGAAGAUGCCUCCCAGGCCGUCCUCAGGGGAGCUAUGGGGCAUCCACUUGAUGCCUCCCAGGAUCCUGGUGGACUGCCUGCUUCCCAAUGGGAUGAUUCUGACCCUGGAGUGUCUCCGUGAGGCCACGCUCAUCACCAUCAAACAUGAGCUGUUCAAGGAAGCCAGGAAAUAUCCCCUCCAUCAUCUCCUACAGGAGGAGACGUCGUACAUCUUUGUCAGUGUUACACAGGAAGCAGAGCGGGAGGAGUUCUACGAUGAGACCCGUAGGCUGUGUGACCUCCGCCUCUUCCAGCCUUUCCUCAAGGUCAUUGAACCAGUUGGCAACAGAGAGGAAAAAAUCCUCAACAGAGAGAUUGGUUUUGCCAUUGGUAUGCCUGUGUGUGAGUUUGACCUCGUGAAGGACCCCGAGGUUCAGGACUUCAGGAGAAACAUCCUGAAUGUUUGUAAAGACUCUGUGGAGCUGAGAGACGCCAGCGGGCCCCACAGUAGAGCGCUGUAUGUUUACCCACCCAAUGUAGAAUCCACACAGGAACUUCCUAAACACAUCUAUAGCAAACUGGACAAAGGUCAGAUUAUUGUUGUGAUUUGGGUGAUUGUUUCUCCGAACAAUGACAAACAGAAGUAUACAUUGAAGAUCAACCACGACUGUGUGCCGGAACAGGUGAUUGCAGAAGCCAUUCGGAAGAAGACUCGCAGCAUGCUGCUGUCCCCAGAGCAGCUCAAGAUGUGUGUUCAGGAAUAUCAGGGUAAAUACAUCCUGAAAGUUUGUGGCUGCGAUGAGUACCUACUGGAAAAGUACCCCAUCAGCCAGUAUAAGUAUAUCCGUAGUUGCAUCAUGCUGGGCAGGAUGCCUAACCUGAUGCUAAUGGCUAAGGACAGCUUGUACACCCAGUUGCCUACAGAUAACUUCGUCAUGCCGUCAUACUCUCGCCGCAUCUCCACGGCAACGUCCUAUAUGAAUGGCGAGGCUGCUGCCAAGUCGCUGUGGACCAUCAACGGGACCCUGCGAAUACGAAUCCUCUGUGCCACCUAUGUUAAUGUCAAUAUACGGGACAUAGACAAGAUAUAUGUGAGAACAGGGAUUUACCAUGGAGGUGAACAGAUGUGUGACAAUGUCAACACACAGAGAGUACCCUGCUCUAACCCCAGGUGGAAUGAGUGGCUCACGUAUGAUAUGUACAUCCCAGACAUCCCCCGUGCUGCCAGACUCUGCCUCUCCAUCUGCUCUGUCAAGGGCAGGAAGGGAGCCAAGGAGGAGCACUGUCCACUAGCUUGGGGUAAUAUCAACUUGUUUGACUACACUCACACUCUGGUGGCUAACAAGAUGGCUCUGAACCUCUGGCCUGUCCCUCAUGGCCUGGAAGACCUCCUCAACGCCAUAGGAGUCACUGGAUCCAACCCUAAUAAGGAAACCCCAUGUCUGGAGCUGGAGUUUGACCACUUUAGUAGUCCAGUCAAGUACCCAGAUAUGAAUGCAAUAGAGGAUCAUGCCAACUGGACCAUCUCGAGGGAACUGGGGUUUAAUUUCAACCUCUCUGGACAGAGCAAACGUGUGGCCAGAGAUCACGCCCUGACAGAAAGCGACACCGAGCAGCUGAGACAGCUCAGUAACAGAGACCCUCUUUCAGAAAUCACUGAGCAGGAGAAAGACUUCCUCUGGAGACACAGGCACUACUGCAUGAACAUCCCUGAGAUCCUUCCCAAGAUCCUUCUCGCUGUCAAAUGGAACUCCAGAGAUGAAGUAGCACAGAUGUACUGUCUGUUGAAGGAAUGGCCGUCUAUCCGUCCUGAGCAGGCCAUGGAGCUGUUGGACUGUAAUUAUCCAGACCCCAUGGUCCGGCACUUUGCUGUACGCUGCCUUGACAAAUACCUGACUGAUGACAAACUUUCCCAGUACCUCAUUCAGCUCGUACAGGUAUUAAAAUAUGAGCAGUAUCUUGACAAUCCUCUGGCCCGUUUUCUCCUUAAAAAGGCCCUGACCAAUCAAAGGAUAGGACAUUUCUUCUUCUGGCAUCUCAAGUCAGAAAUGCACAAUAAAACAGUGAGCCAGAGGUUUGGGCUGCUGUUAGAGGCUUACUGCAGGGCUUGUGGCAUGUACCUCAAACACCUGAGCAGGCAGGUAGAAGCCAUGGAGAAGCUCAUUAACCUCACUGACAUCCUUAAACAGGAGAAGAAGGAUGAGACGCAGAAGGUCCAGAUGCGGUUCCUUGUGGACCAGAUGAAGAGACCGGACUACAUGGAUGCUCUGCAGAACUUCACCUCCCCUCUCAACCCUGCACACCAACUGGGAAAUCUGAGGCUAGAUGAAUGCAGGAUCAUGUCAUCGGCUAAGAGACCGUUGUGGCUCAACUGGGAGAAUCCUGACAUCAUGUCCGAGCUGCUCUUUCAGAACAAUGAGAUCAUCUUCAAAAACGGAGAUGACCUGCGGCAGGAUAUGCUGACGUUGCAGAUUAUUAAAAUCAUGGAGAAUAUUUGGCAGAAUCAGGGACUGGACCUACGGAUGCUUCCCUAUGGCUGUCUGUCAUUAGGAGACUGUGUGGGUCUCAUUGAAGUGGUUCGCAGCUCCCACACCAUCAUGCAGAUUCAGUGUAAAGGAGGCUUGAAAGGAGCCCUGCAGUUCAACUCAAACACUCUGCAUCAGUGGCUCAAGGACAAGAACAAGGGCGAGAUGUAUGACAUGGCUGUGGAUCUGUUUACAAGGUCCUGUGCUGGCUACUGUGUAGCUACAUUUAUCCUCGGGAUAGGAGACAGGCACAACAGCAACAUUAUGGUCAAAGAUGAUGGACAGCUGUUUCAUAUAGAUUUUGGCCAUUUCCUGGAUCAUAAGAAGAAGAAAUUUGGCUACAAAAGAGAGCGAGUGCCCUUUGUACUGACGCAAGACUUCCUCAUCGUCAUCAGCAAGGGAUCCCAGGAGUGUGCGAAGACCAAAGAGUUCGAGAGGUUCCAGGAGAUGUGUUAUAAAGCCUACCUGGCCAUCCGGCAGCAUGCUAACCUCUUCAUCAACCUGUUCUCCAUGAUGCUGGGCUCUGGCAUGCCUGAGCUGCAGUCAUUUGAUGACAUUGCCUACAUUAGGAAGACGCUGGCCCUGGAGAAAAGCGAACAGGAGGCUUUGGACUACUUCAUGAAACAGAUGAACGACGCUCACCAUGGAGGAUGGACCACCAAGAUGGACUGGAUAUUCCACACGAUUAGACAGCAUGCACUAAACUGAUCUAUCACCAGUCCCAUCGUGGAGUGUUCGCCUCCGUCAGCCAGCUGUUCAAGCUCGAAUCACGCAUCAGUCUUUCAAGGAAUUUCAGUUCUUCAUUACAGCUGACACCACGAACAACUCACUGAUGAUGGAAGUUUGAUUUAUCUUUUAAACACCAGCAUCAUUUCUGUUUAUUUAAACGAGGUUCUUCUUCUGCAUUAUCUUGCCAUUAUCAUCUUCCUUUUAUGUGUGGUCCCGAUGAAGUCGUCACACUUAACCCCUCUGCUUGUUCUGCGUCUACACAACAGUCCUCACGGCCUGGUGAAGAUGUGCCCUACCUGGCGAUGCUUGUGUCCUUGGCUACUGUACGUCCGCUGGGUAACCAAGGAAAUUUCACUCCUUACCCAGCUGCUCUUGCAGGAAAAAACACAAAAGUGGACAAAUCAACAUAAAGAAUAUGUACCUGACAGUCUAUAAAUGUAGCCACAAAGUAAGUUCAACUUGCUGCCCUUCUGCUGUAUUAGUGCUGCACUGUGGCUCCAUCCCAGAAAGGAGGUGCUUGGGAAACUCCUUCUUAUUUUUUUUUAUCUCAUUGCUGAGGAGAUAGCGGGCACAAGGAACUGUCUAAAUUAUCUUACAUAAUAUAAGUGUUACUCAGAUUUGUUUGCGUACAGUGCAGGAUUACUGGAGUGUGUGGGCUUCUAUGAUGACUACCACUGCACAGUCUUGUCCUUCUCAGCUGAUUUGGUGUCAGCUUUCAACUGUUUCUGAGGAAAUUUCAAAGCUCAAAAAACUGCAGAAAAGUCUCUGGGUUGUUUUGCACAGCUCUACAGUCUCUCUCACGGCCUCAAUGAAAAAGCACUCCGCCAUUUGGGAACAUUUGUUGGUGGUGCUGCUCUAGACUCUUGCAUAAACUUCAGGGUGAUGAUGCCUCUCCAUCUAAAAAAAAAAAAAAAAACAGCACUUAGAAAUACCAGAAUAAUAUACAGAUUUAUUAUGACUUUUUAAAUUUAUUUAUGUAUCUAGUUUCUUUCAGUUUCUACACAGGCAAAACCCUAACUCGACUCUCCAGAAACACGCCACAUUCUCUGUGUAAAUAUAUUUGAUUUUUUUUGUAUUUGUGUUUGCUUCCUUCCUCUGACCACGAGUGCAACAGCUUUCCCCUUAUUUUGUCACGUUUUGCUCUUAUUCAUGAAGGAAGACUGCUGAUUACUUUUUUAUUUUUUUCCUCGCCUCUGUCACUUUUAAGUUAAACAUCUCAUUUGACUUUAUCGGCAGUUAUUGUGGCCCUAUGUGGAAUUUUAAAGACUAAUUUGUUUGGGAAUGCAAAAUGGCAAGGGUCAAAGUGCCAGUCUCACAUUUUAUGAAUAAUGGGACCUAUUUUAAGCCUCUGGCUCACUGUUUUGACGGUGAGCAGAGGCCCAGGGGAAUGUCACGUCUUCCUGUUGAUAAAAUGCCUUGGCGUCACAGCACAACACUCCACAACACUGUUAAGCCUCUGCCUAACAAAAAAAGUUGGAUUAAGCAAACAAUCAGCACUAUUAACAUGAAAAGCAUGUUAGCUUUGACCUUCUUUGUGUAUUUUUUGUAUUUUUAACCAUGUUAGGUUGGUGGUAUUUAGCAUGUGCCCCAUUAGAAUGUCUUGGAUAGAUAGAUUCAUGGACAAAGUGCAUUUUAACUUGUGUUUAUCGCACAUUUGGUGGAUAUUGGUAUUGUUUUACUGAGCCCAUAACCCUGGCAGCAUUUGAGCUAUGCUUUAUGUUGCCAGGCACCAUUAAAGCCAUGCUCUACACCUUUUUAAAAAGUCACAGAGGAAUGACAGUUACAGUGUUUUUAGUGAAUCAAGUGAAACAGCGCACGUGGGUGGGAUUUAGUAACGGGGAUGAUUUUAACAGAUUGCUCAGAAGUGGGCAGGGCUUUGCAGAUACAGAGUGAUUAUUUUCUCCACCCUCUCCUGCUUUGUUUGGUCCUAAGGAUUAGACCUCAGCUACAUUCUUUGGACAAACACCUCUGCUAGCUACAAUGAGCCACGAGCUACCAGCCAUGUGCUGUUUUUUUAUGAAGGGCGGGGAUAUCUAAUCAUCUCAAUCAGUUUCAUUUUUAUUAAUCAGUUCUUCCAGGAUUUUGCUGAUAUUGCAAUCUAAAAUGCCUGAUUUCAUGGCAGCUUUUCUUAAAUAAAAUUGCGAGGCAUGUUGUAUUUUUUGCCAUGAAAUUGAGUGAGAAAGUAAAAAAUUGCUUUACUUAUAAUUAAUUUAAAAUGUAAGGCAACUUGUUAUGACUAGUUGUUUGAUGAUGAAUGGCUCUGUGUGUAGAGGAAUGACAAAAUUGCAGUUGUUGAGAUGGUGACAUCCUGGAGGGACUGAUUAAUUUGUGUAUGCGCCUCCGAGUUGAAGACGAUUCAUCGAAGUUAUUGGAAUGUUUUAGAGAAAAGAAGAAAGAGAAAAUAUUUUGAUAUGUAAUACUAUAAUAUGUUUGUCUCACUGUGUCUUUAAAAGACACCAAAGCUGGCUGGUCUCCGGAGAUAUUGAGUCAUUUUGGAAUUUUCUCUAAAGUUAUUGUUAAAACAGGUAUUUUUAAUGAUGAACACAGACGGCUUCGUCAGUUGAAUUGAGAAAUUCUUGCACUGUGUGCUUUGUUGAGGACAGAAUGUAGUACUUCACGAGCCCUCACAAUGUAGCUUGAAAGACAUUUGGAUGUGUGCAUAGCUAAAUUAUUAUCUUUAUAACCCUUCAGUAUAAAGCUCAAUCUGCCAGCGGAAGAAGAAUAAAAUCUGCACUUUGCCAGUUCAACUGUUGAUUGUAUAGAAAAGCCAAAGUUGUGGUCUGUUCUGAUGUGGCGCACGUGUGUGAGCUCCUAUUAUUGGAGCAUUAAUGGCUGGAAUGUAUUUAAUUGCUAACUGACCUUACGUGCACUCAUUUUUUUUUAUGGUUUUGCAUCUUCAUGUUUCCUUUCUCAUGUUGGGAUGCAGUGCCACUAAACACACAGUAGGUUAUCAGCAGAGAGCUCUCCUGUCCUUCACUGUUGCUUCUUUUCCUUAAUGUGCCAAAUCAGGCAUCGCCAAUGCCUGUGAAAGCUAAUGCUGGUGCAAGUGCAUCAUGCAGUCAGGCAUAUCAGUUACAAACUUUGAAAAGU
Dicentrarchus labrax (European seabass) is the source of this 6974-nucleotide messenger RNA. RefSeq names its product phosphatidylinositol 4,5-bisphosphate 3-kinase catalytic subunit alpha isoform. The transcript is spliced from 26 exons. NCBI's taxonomy places the organism in Eukaryota, Metazoa, Chordata, Actinopteri, Moronidae. Gene Ontology annotation, molecular function: 1-phosphatidylinositol-4-phosphate 3-kinase activity; 1-phosphatidylinositol-3-kinase activity. Gene Ontology annotation, biological process: phosphatidylinositol 3-kinase/protein kinase B signal transduction; cell migration; phosphatidylinositol-mediated signaling. The coding region runs from base 657 to 3863 and encodes 1068 amino acids. Gene Ontology annotation, cellular component: phosphatidylinositol 3-kinase complex, class IA; plasma membrane; phosphatidylinositol 3-kinase complex, class IB. The record is from RefSeq and is a predicted model, not a curated record.